This is a messenger RNA of Salvelinus sp. IW2-2015, 14151 nucleotides long. The record is from RefSeq and is a predicted model, not a curated record. Lineage: Eukaryota; Metazoa; Chordata; Actinopteri; Salmoniformes; Salmonidae.
CUCGGCGGGAGGAAGGAGCGUGCCCUAGCCCUCGGAGGGAGGAAGGAACGUGCCCUCUUAAGGAGGGAGAGGCGUGCCCUAGCCCUCGGCGGGAGGAAGGGGCGUGCCCUAGCCCUCGGCGGGAGGAAGAGGCGUGCCCUAGCCCUCGGCGGGAGGAAGAGGCGUGCCCUAGCCCUCUAAAGGAGCAGGAGCCCAAAGAGUGUCUCUCAGGUGCUGAACCGGCGCAGGAGAUCCAGGUGACCGUUACCCUGACGGAGGGCCCGGAGUCUCCCCAGAGGUCUGGAACUCUAGUGGGCGUGUCACCGCUCGCCUCCCAGAGUCCCGCCGCACCCAGGGCCGACGACAACCAACAGGAACUGGAAAUAUCGGACUCGCCAGAAGGAGCAAAAAGGGCGGCGCAUGAGGAGGCGUUGCCCCACAAUGCAGAGGAGACCAAAUCGGAGGACUCCAAAACCACUUUUACUCCGCCCACCAAAGAAAUAUCCCAUGAGCCUUUGGAGGAGACUACCGAGGAGCCCCCUGUAGAGGAGAAGCCUAUGGAAGUAGCACCUGUGGAAAGGACACCUUCGGAUUUGGAACAGGCUGUUGAGGAGAAUGUUCUGGAACCUAUGCAGGAGGAGCAGGGUGCAGUUGCGGAAAAGGAGGUUGUGCAGAAGUUGCAGAAGGAGUUAGAGGAUGGGGGGGAGGAUUUGCCUCCAAUUGUUUUAGAUGAGGGGGAGGUGUUGCCUUCAAAUAUAUUGCCUGUUGAAGAGGAUACAAUCAGAGAAAAGGAGCUUAGUCCCAUGGCUGAACUUCCUGUUCGGAAGCGCACGGUAGACAUGGAUACCACGGUAGAAAUGGAUACUACCCCUGCCAGCGACUGCAGCUUCUCGGACUUCGGCUCUCCGAGGGGAGAGAGCAGAGCCCCUAAGGCCUCCCCUGGAAUGUCUCCCGAACUCUCGUUUAGGCUGGCCCCGUCCCCCUUCUCUACAGAGGCCUCCCCUAGGAAAGCCAGCCCACCCCAGGUUCAGGUCCAAAUCCAGGCCCAUGCUUCAUCUCAGGUCCAGCCUUAUCCUGGAUACAGUGCUAGUGUGCCUCCCACCAACACAACCUUUAUUCCCCUCACCCCCAAGAUUGGAAUGGGGAAGCCUGCCAUCUCCAAGAGGAAGUUCUCCCCAGGGAAGCCAAGGGUGAAGCAGGGAGCAUGGAGUAACCUUAGGGCUGCGAGCCCCCCCUCUUGGUCCCAGCAGGACCCCUCGGAGGGGGGGUGGAGUGGCCCACAAACCAGGCAGCUGCAAGAGGCACCCGUCUGGAGCAUGAGAGUGGGUCGUGGUUCAACCUUCCCUGGAAGGCGGAGACCCCGGGGGGCCAACCUGUCUGGGCGCGGGGGCCGCGGACGCUCCCGAGGACUCAAGGCCUACACCAGCUUUGCCGUAACACCUGGGGCCAGUUUUGUGGAGCAGCCGUACCUGGUGGUGGAGGAGAACACAAUGCAUAACACUGUGGUCAUGUUCUCAACCUCGGACCACUUCACACUCAGACAGGACAUGUGUGUGGUGUGUGGGAGUUUUGGCCAGGGGGCCGAGGGCAGGUUGCUGGCCUGCUCUCAGUGUGGCCAGUGUUACCAUCCCUUCUGUGUCAACAUCAAGAUCACCCGGGUGGUGCUGAGUAAAGGCUGGCGCUGUCUGGAAUGCACAGUGUGCGAGGCGUGCGGCCAGGCCAGCGACCCGGGCCGCCUGCUGCUGUGUGACGACUGUGACAUCAGCUACCACACCUACUGCUUGGACCCGCCCCUACAGACAGUGCCCAAGGGCAGCUGGAAGUGCAAGUGGUGUGUCUCCUGUACCCAGUGCGGUGCCACCUCCCCUGGCCUGAGGUGUGACUGGCAGAACCACUACACCCUGUGUGGCCCCUGUGGCAGCCUGGCAUCCUGCCCGGUGUGCAUGCACAGCUACCGUGAGGACGAGCUCAUCGUGCAGUGCCGCCAGUGUGACAGGUGGGUCCACGCAUGUUGCCAGGGCCUGAACACGGAUGAGGAGGUGGAGAAUGCAGCGGAUGAUGGCUUUGACUGCACCAUGUGUCGAUUGCACGCUCUGCCUUCACAGGGCAAAAUGAAAGCCCUCCUGUCUGAUGACUGCGAGGCCCCGAUGGUGACCCAGAUGGUGACUAAAAUAAGAGAGCCAGCCAAUCAGAAGACAUACACCCAGGAUGGGGUGUGUCUGACAGAGUCGGGCAUGUGCCAGCUGCAGAGCCUGGUGGUGCCCUCUUCGUCGACCCGCCGAGGACAGAACAGGCGACCCAAACCCAAGCUCAAGCUGAAGAUCAUAAAUCAGAACAGUGUAGCUGUGCUCCAGACUCCACUGGACCCCCACUACUUAGAGCUGUCCCAGGACGGGUACAUGGACAACAAUCGAGGGGACCUCAUGAUGUACUGUGACGUUAAGUCUGAGUCCAGCCCGGAACGGGAGCCCGUCGACGACGACGCCAAGGGUGCCGAAGACACCGACGGCAACAAGAAGAGGAAGAGGAAACCGUACCGGCCCGGUAUUGGAGGGUUUAUGGUCCGCCAGAGAAGCAGGACGGGACAAGGCAUAGCCAAACGAUCCCUAUCCAGGAAAGACUCGACGUGGUCGUUACCUGAGAACCCAAUGUGCAAAGAGGAGGGGUGGAACGAGACAGAGAGUACUCCAGUGGAGGAGACCCCACCGGUGCCUGAAUGUCAGGAGAAAGUCAAGAAAAGAUACCGCAAAAAGAAAACCAAACUGGAAGAGGAGUUUCCUUCAUACCUGCAGGAGGCCUUCUUCGGGAAGGGGCUGCUGGACAAGAGCAAGCAGAGCAGGCAGGCAGGCCUGGUGACCACGGGGCUCUGUGAGGAGCUGCUGGACAAGUGCAAGCAGAGCAGUCAGGCAGGCCUGGUGACCACGGGGCUCUGUGAGGAGAGCCCAGGGGCCCAUGCAGAGACCAAACCCCCCAGCGCCAGCUUCCUGGACCCCUUGUCGGACCCGCUGCUCAGUGCUACCUCCACCACCACACCCAUCUACAGCAAAGCAGGACUGCCCAAUACCGAGGAUCCCUUAGUGGACCUUUCGGAAGUCCUGAGCACGGAUGCAGAUCUCCUGGGAAUGCUGUCGGAUGAUCUGGUGAAGUCGGGGCACAACUCAGGUCUUGAUUUAUGCCCUUUCCAAGUCGACUGCUCUUCCUCUCCGUUUGCUGGUCUGGACAUGGACCCCAUACCUGAUGAUCCCACUGGGCCCUGUCAGGGCUCGGCAGGCCAGGGGUCCAGGGCUCUACAGGAGGAGCCUCUGGACGUCAUCCUGAGUCCAGAACUGGACAAGAUGGUCGCAGAUGGUGCAAUUCUCAGUAAGCUCUACAAAAUCCCAGAGCUGGAGGGUAAAGACGUGGAGGACCUCUUCACAGCGGUCCUGAGUCCCAGCACCAGCCAGCCUCCACAGCUGCCUCACCCCCAACCGGCCCACCCUGGGCCCAAUGUACCUAGAGCCGUGGCCAUUCCAAACCCAGGCGACCAUGGGAUGUUUCCCCGCAUGCCAAUGAUAAACGGCAUGAUGGGGCCCAACCCCCACUUUCCUCCAACUCCCAUGAUGCCCGGCAGCACAGGCCAAUGUGGCCUGGGAAACUUCUCGCCCAUUCACAGAAUGCCUUUCCCAGACAAGAUUAGGGACAAGAAGUUUAGCCAGAUGGGGGGUGAUGUGGUUGGUUCGUGGAGCGCCCCCAGCUCUGUCCCCGUCCCUGGCCCUGUUCCCCCUCCAGAGGGAGAGACAGACACCAUGUCCAACGCCCAGAGGAGCACGCUCAAGUGGGAGAAGGAGGAGACUCUGGGCGAGAUGGCCACCGUGGCCCCAGUCCUCUACACCAACGUCAACUUCCCCAACCUCCUAGAGGAGUUCCCAGACUGGGCUAUGAGAGUGAAACAAAUCGCAAAGUUAUGGAGGAAAGCCAGUUCCCAGGACAGGGCCCCAUAUGUGCAAAAAGCACGGGAUAACCGGGCGGCCCUGCGCAUAAACAAAGUUCAGAUGUCAAAUGAUACGCUGAAGAGACACCAGCAUCCUCAGCAGCAGCAGCCGCUGUUGACUGACACCUUUGACCCCAAUAGUGUCCCCUUGGACACUGAGCUGCUCUUCAAAGACUCUCUCAAGCCCAAGGAGUCUGAACACGAGCAGGAGUGGAAGUUCAGACAGGUAAGAGUUCCUUUGGAGGGAGAGYCUUUUMCCAGGAUYGGSGGKCACCGAGCRGAGGUCUACCAGCGCAUGUCUCACAACCGCAUGAUCCUCUCGGACCCCUACUCCAGGCCCUUGCUCACUCCCAUCCCUGGCAGCAACGAGUCAGGCUCCGUCCCGGUGUUCAAAGCCCCCAUGCCUCCCCAGCAGUCCCAGCAAGAGCCCUACGGUGGCCCUAUGCCUGGGGGACUUAGACGAGGGCCAUCUAAUGACUUUCCCCAGGGAUCACAGGCCGACCCCUAUGCCCAGCAGCCCCUCACCAUCCGUCCGCCCAUGGGGGAAGGGUUCCCCAACGAGCCCAAGAUGAUGCGCCAAACCCAGGAGGGCCAUUUCUCUCAACCCAUGCCAAUGAUGAGACCCCCUCACAGAAACUCAUACGCCCAAGCACCAUCCACCCCGAGACCAGAUUAUUCCCAGCAGAUGCCUGACCCUUACGCCCAACCGCCAGGCACCCCCAGACCUCACUCAGAUCCUUCAUACCUGCAGACGCCACCUAGCCUUCAUCUAGACCAGUUUCCCCAGCAGCACCCAGCCAAUCGCAGACAGUCUCCAUCUCACUCCAUUGAUCCUUAUGCCUCCAUGCCAGGUACCCCCAGACCAGCCCCAGGGGAUAGAUUCCCCAAAUCCCCUGCUAGUCAAAGGAACAUGGACCCCUAUGCCCAACAACCCGGUACCCAUCGGCCUUCCAAUGCCAUUCUAUACGCACAGCCCCCUGGAACCCCAAGACCACUCCUCACCGACCCUUAUGCCCAAGCUUCAGGGAUGCCCCGGCCAGGAGCUGGUCCUGACGCCUUCAAACGACUAGGCUCCAGACCGAUACCCAUGUCCCAACUCCCAGCUGACCCCUUCUCCCACCAGUCUCCAGGCAGGAUGCAGGACACAUUUGCCCAUCCAAGUGCCCCAGGCCCUCAGAUAUCUAAGCACCCGGAAAUGUCGGACGAAAGUUUCUCUCUGCCGCAGUCGAAUCAUCACGGUGGCCAAACGCCGAUUCACGACCCCUUUGAACAGGGUCCAAUGACACCUUGUGCUCAAGCUUCAGAAAGGCCAGCCCAUGAUAUCCCCCAGUUGAGCAGCAACACUGUUGCUGCUCAGAACAGCAUGCAGCCACACCUGGGAGACACUGAGGAGAAGCUCAGACAGCGCCAGAGACUGCGCCAGCUAAUCCUGAGGCAGCAGCAACAGAAGACGGCCAUCCGACAAGAGAAGGGACUACUACAGGAAGCUGGUGGAGCUACUGGUGUGGUGACACCCCGUCACUGGUCACAAGAAGAUCCCACCCCGCAGAACCACAUGUUUGGCAGACCACCACCCCCUUACCCAGGACCCAUGAGGGGCGGCCCCCAAGUUCCCGGGGGUCAAAGGUUCCCUGGUACCUUCCUAGGGGACCAGCGAGGACCCUUCCCCAACGAGGGCCAGUUUGCCAUACCCCACUUCCCCAGGGACAUGGGCAACAUGGGCUUGAGGCCCCAAGGAAUGAGGUUUGGAUUUCCCUCCGGCCAGGAGCAACAUUUCCUCAGGCCCCCUCAGCAGAUGCCCGGCGGGCCCAUGGUCGAUAACAUUCCUCCACAGAUGAGAAGGUCCCUCUCGGUGGACUUUUCCAGGGGGGGCAACCCCCUGAUGGGACUCCCCCAGGACUUCCCUCCACAGGGCCUUACCGUCCAGCAGCACAAUAUCAUGGGUCAGCCGUUCAUCGAGCUCCGCCACAGGGCCCCUGAGAACAGGAUGAAGAUCCCCUUUGGUCAUGGACCCCCCGACGUCAUGGACCCCUCCAACCAAACCCAGAGACCACCCCAGUGCUUCAUGGGAGGCCAGGAGAUUGGCUUCGCCAGGAACCAGGGACCCAGAAUGAUGGCUCCCAUGAUGGGCAGACCUUCCCAGGGAUCGGUUGGCCAAAUGCAGAUGUUGGCAAGUAUGGAGAACCUGCACCAGCAGCAGACUGAAGUGCGGGUGACCACUGAACAACAACAACAUCCUCCACUGAAUAGGUCCCUCAGCCACCCUGUCACUAGUGAGUCACUCAAUGCAGAGCCAUCUGGUAUGCUCUUGCCUGGGUCUAGCACCGGUCAAACGGAGGAGACUCAAAUACCCAGUGGAGACGGAAUCGACGAAAACCUGGACGCUGACGACUCUGCAGUGAAGGACCUCGAAGACGUGGAGGUCAAAGACCUGGUCGACCUGAACCUGAACCUCGACCCAGAUGAUGGCAAAGACCUGGACCUGGGACCCAAUGACCUGCACCUCGAUGACUUCCUCAUGUCUGGGAAGUUUGACCUCAUCGCCUACACGGAUCCUGAGCUCAACCUGGACGACAAGAAAGACAUGUUCAGUGAAGAUCUCGACCUGGGUGACCCCAUGGAGGAACACCAACAGGGAGAGACCUCGGACCUCCAGAAAGCCCUGUCGGAGAAGAGGAACGCCAGCGGAGACUGCGCAGCCACCUCGUCCCAGUCCGUAGGGAAAUCCGUGCACGGCCAAAUCAGACGGGAGGCCAACAAAUCGAAAGAGACCUUGGACAUAGUCAAAAUAGAGGAAACAAUCAAAACGGAGGUCAAAGAUGGACACAUGCAAAACCAGGACCAGCCACUCUGCAGUGGCCAGAUGAAUGACAACAGAACCAUGACUAACCAAGAGGGUGCAGGGCUGUAUGAGCAGCGUGGACAGACUGUCUCGGCUCCGGUCCUCUCCAACCUUCUGGUCAAAGAGAAACUGGAAAACACUGGGUUAGGCCCAACCGGCUCUCAAGGGAACAUAGCUGCCCAGCCGAACCAGGCCACUGGGCUACACCCAAACACAGGCAUGCAACAUACCCAAGACAACAACAGGCUCAAUCCCAGCGUGGCUAUGGGACAUCGGGUGAACCCUGCGUUGGUUCAGAGCAGGCUUUCAAUGGGAAACCCAAACCACAUCCUAGGGGGGAACCACAGCUUCGGGGCCUCAGCAAACCAGCAGAUGGAGCUAAACCUAGCCAUGGUGGGAGCCAGUCAGCAGCCCACUGACCAUGGCCUGAACCCCCAGGGCCAGCAAGGCUCAUCGCUGGGGCAGGCCGGCCCACAAAACAGGCCUCUGCUGCUGGACGAGCAGCCCCUCCUACUGCAGGACCUGCUCGACCAGGAGAGGCAAGAGCAGCAGCAGCAGAGGCAGAUGCAGGCCAUGAUCCGACAGCGCUCCAGCGACUCCUUCUUCCCCAACAUAGAUUUUGAUGCCGUCACAGACCCGAUCAUGAAGGCUAAGAUGGUAGCCCUGAAGGGAAUCAAUAAAGUCAUGGCUCAGAACAGCAUGGGAAUGCCCUCAAUAGUCAUUAACAGCAAUGAUCCUCUCAGAAUUCAGCAUACGCCAGGAGCCCAUGGACCAGAUGCUGCUGCCACUCUGCCUCCACAUGUGUUUGGACAGGACGGGAAGUUGGCUCCACAGAUGGCGAGACCGAACCCCCCAAAUUUUGGACCUGGAUUUGUCAACGAUGGCAAGAGGAAGCAGUACGAGGAGUGGCUCAAGGAGACCCAACAGCUCCUGCAGAUGCAGCAGAAGUUUCUGGAAGACCAGAUUGGGGCCCACAGGAAAUCCAAGAAGGCCCUGUCAGCCAAACAGCGGACGGCCAAGAAGGCUGGCCGUGAGUUCCCUAAGGAGGACGUCGAGCAGCUGAAGCAUGUGACAGAGCAGCAGAGUGUGGUGCAGAAACAGUUGGAGCAGAUUCGGAAACAGCAGAAAGACCAUGCAGAGCUGAUAGAGGAGUACCGUGUCAAGCAGCAACAGCUAAGUCUACAGGCUCCUAUGAUGCCAGGGAUGCCACCCAUGCCAGGGAUGUCAGCUCAUGCUGCCCCUAUGAUGCCCAGGGAGCCCCCUUUGGGCCAGCCCAUGAUGACAAUGCAGCCCCACCCCAGCCAGCCUAACCUUGCCCGCAUGCCCAACGUGCCAGGCUGGCACCCUGGGGGAGCCCCAGGACCGAUGGGAGGCCCGGGUCUAAUAAUUCCAGCUCAGAUGCCCCCUGCCAGCCCUGCCCAGUUGCACCAGCCCCAGUUACCACCCCAGACCCAACUACCGCCUCAGCCUCAAUCAGCCUCAAUGGUGCCCGGAGUAAAAGCCACACCUGCAGGCAAAGGAGCAGGAACCCAGGGAGCUAGCGGAGGUAACGGUGGUGGUGGCAGCAAUAGUCUCGCUGUGAAAUUUGAUGACAACAAUCCAUUCAGCGAGGGCUUCCAGGAGCGCGAGAGGCGGGACCGCAUGAGGGAGCAGCAGGAGAGACAGCGGGUUCAGCUGAUGCAGGAGGUAGACAGGCACCGGGCUAUGCAGCAGCGGCUGGAGAUGGAGCAGCAAGGCCUUGGAAUGGGUCCCGCUGGGCUCCCACACGGCUCUGGAGCUACUAACCACAGUGGGGAUAGCCUGGCCCACAUGCCAUUCUACAAUACUGAUCUGCCCCAAGACUUCAUGCAGCCCUCUAGACCUCAACAACAAGCACCACCACAGCAGGGGAAGCUAGGGCCCAUGUACCCCCAGCAGGGCAUCGGGGCCUUCAUGCUGGGGGACGAGCGCAGGCCAAUGCCCAAGACUGGGGCUUUUGGUGGUCCCGAGAUGGGUCCCAAUUUCCGUCCCAAAAACCCCAUGCUGCAGGGGCUCAACUUCCCCUCGGGACAGCCCCGUCCCGCCAGAUUCGGAGGCCCUGGGAUGAUGCCCCAGAGUGGGGGCCGAGGUGAGGGACAGGGACUACCGUUCGGAAUGGACUCAUCCACCCCCCUGCCUCCCAACUACCCCGGCUCAGGCCAGUCCUUGAUCCAGCUCUACUCUAACAUCAUCCCAGAGGAGAAGGUCAAGAAGAAGAGGAACAGGAAGAAGAAGAUAGACUCGGUCGACGACAUAGACUCUGUCAAGACCCCGUCCACUCCCCACUCAGACCGCUGCUCCCCGCUGACGCCCUCCCGCGGGUCUGACACCUCAUCCACCCGGAGCCUCAGCAUUCCUGGUGAGCAGGAUCUGUCCGAUCUUUUCCUCCCAGUGGGGUCCUCUGGUUUGGCCCCCUCCACAGAACUGGAGAGGCAGCUCUCAGGCAGCAGCUUAGCCCAGGGUGGCUGCUCCAGCAUGGGCUCUGAGAAUGACCGGGCCCCCCUGUUUGACGAAACCCUCCAAAUCAAGUUGGAGAGCAUAGAGACUGAGUGCAGAAGGGACGAGGCGGCCAACGAGGGGUCUGCCUUGCAGCACGUUCCCCGAGCUGGCGGGACAGUAAAGGUGGAGGAGGGAAGCGAGGAGGGGUUUUCUUCACCCCUCCACGGUGCCAAAGGUGGUGACACAGGGAACGAGCUGCUUAAGCACCUGUUGAAGAACAAGAGCACACCCCCACCGGGCGCCAAUGCCAACCAGACCCUUCCCACACAGCAGAUGUCCUGUGACAAACUGCGCUCAGAGCAGGAGGACUCAUCAGACCACAAAGCCACUGCCAGGCCGGCCUCCACCGCCAACAACAUGACUCCCCGGCGUAGUCAGCUGACAGGAAGCACUGAGCACCUAGAAACCUCGGUGCCGGAGCAGGGCAAGAGGAAGCAGCAACGCAACAAACUGACGCAUAAAAACGGGGUGGAGAAACCACCAUCGCGCUACAAGAGGAGGAAGAAGGAGGAAGAGGAGAAGCAGAUUGGUUAUUCCAGUACUGACACUCUGAUGACCCAGCUCAAACAGCAGCUUUCCCUGUUGCCCCUGAUAGAGCCCCUGAUGGGGGUCAACUUUGCUCACUUUCCUCCCUUCGGCAGCGGGCAGCUGAACGGGGAGAACAGCCUGUCGGGAUCCUUUGGCAGCGCUUCGCUGGGCGGCGUGUCAGACUACUACUCCCAGCUCAUCUACAAGCAGAACAACUUGAGCAACCCGCCCACCCCUCCAGCAUCACUCCCUCCCACGCCGCCCCCCGUGGCGAGACAGAAGAUGGUCAACGGGUUCGCCACGGCCGAGGAGCUUACCAGGAAAGCUGCCGUCUUGGGUGGCCAUGAUGCGUUCCGGACAGAAAAAGACCUGCUGGCCCAUGCCAUCACCCAGGGGCCCAAGACGGUGGACGUCCCCGCCUCGCUCCCCACACCACCCCAUAACAACCAGGAGGAACUUAGGAGCCAGGACCACUGUGCGGACAGGGACACCCCUGAUAGCUUCGUCCCCUCCUCGUCCCCCGAGAGUGUGGUCGGCAUGGAGAUCAGCCGCUACCCCGACUUGUCAAAUGUCAAGGAGGAGCCCCCCUCCCCUUGCUCCUCCCCUGUAAUUCCCAUGCUGCCUAGCGCCAGCGGGAAAGGGACUGAGAUUAAGCGAGAGGUCACUGAACCCUCAAGCUCCUUUUUCGGGUCCCAAUUCAGACAGGCUCCCUCCUGCUCCAAAGCUGGCCUGGUAUCCAUAGCUAUCACCUUGAAUCCGGUCGCAGCGGAGAACAUCCCUGGCAUGGUGGCUGCGGUGGCCGACCUGCUGUGUGUGAACAUCCCCGUUAGCUACGAGGUGAGCUGCGGCCCCGAGCGUAGCUCCCUGGCCCUGCUGGCUGGAGUCAAGGUGCCUCAGACCAAGGGUGUGGACCACCACCACGCGGCCAUGUUCCCCCAGCAGCCCCCCACCAUGAGGUUCCUGAGACCCCCCGGACCGCACACCCAUUCCGGAAUUAGCCAGCAGCCACCUACCAGCGCCGGUCCGUCUGCCAGGGGAGACGGGCCUAAACCCCAGUGGUGCUGGAACUGCAAGGUGCUGGUUCUGGGAAACGGAGUCCGCAAGUCCACCAAAGACCUACCCUGCAGCAAACGGGAGAGACCGAACCAUGCGGGGGGCAGCAUGGUCUUCUGCAGCCAUAACUGUUUCGUCCUCCACACCACUGCCACACAAUCCAAAGCAAUGGACAGUAAGCCAAACAUGUCUCCUCUCUUGCCGGAGUCGUCGGUCAAAGAGAGCCCGUCCAAGGUGCUCCACCAGUAUAGCAACAACAUGUCCACACUGGACGUCCACUGCCUGGCCCAGCUGCAGCCCAAACAGUCGCCCCCCUCCAGCCCCCAUCCCAUCUCCUUCCCCUCUGAGAAACCCAAGCCGGACACUCUCAAGGUGACGGUCAAGUUCAAGCCAAGGCCCAGGGCGGUCCACUCAGCCAGCGGGGGAGGUGAUAUGUCGCCGUACCACCAUAAGCGCUGGAAGGGCCUGCGUUGGCGCAAGUGGAGCGUGCACAUUGUGGUUCCCACUAGCAGAACCCUGCUGUCCUCUCUGCCCGGUGAGGACGAGAUGGACAAGCUGCUGAGGAAGCUGGGCGCCUCUCUGCGUCCUGAUCCCCUUCCCCGCGACCUUCGACGUUGCUGCUUCUGCCACGAGGAGGGCGACGGUGUGACGGACGGGCCCGCGCGGCUCCUGAACCUGGACCUAGACUUGUGGGUGCACCUUAACUGUGCACUGUGGUCAUCGGAGGUGUAUGAGACGCAGGCAGGCGCCCUUAUCAACGUGGAGCUGGCGUUACGGCGGGGCAUGGCGGUGCGCUGCGCCUACUGCCAGCAGACGGGCGCCACCAGCCGCUGCCACCGGUUGCGCUGCGCCAAUGCCUACCACUUCACAUGCGCCCUCAAGGCCCAGUGCACCUUCUUCAAGGACAAGACCAUGCUGUGCCACCUGCACCGGCCCCGGGGCAGCGACAGGGCCGUGGCGUCCGCCACUAACCACCACGAGCUGCGCUGCUUCGCAGUGUUCCGCCGUGUCUACGUGCAGCGUGAUGAGGCGCGGCAGAUGGCCAGCAUCAUGCAGCGUGGCGAGCACCGGCACACGUUCCGUGUGGGCAGCCUGGUGUUCCACACUGUGGGUCAGCUGCUUCCCCAGCAGAUGGCCGCCUUCCACUCUGCCAACGCCAUCUUCCCCGUGGGCUACCGGGCCAGCCGCAUCUACUGGAGCACACGUCACGGCAACCGCCGCUGCCGCUACCUGUGCUCGGUGGAGGAGAACGAGGGCCGGCCGGAGUUUGUGGUGCGGGUGAUGGAACAGGGCUACGAUGACCUGGUGCUCACCGGCGCCUCACCCAAAGGUGUCUGGGACAAGAUUCUGGAGCCUGUGGCUGAGCGGCGUAACGAGUCUGGAACUCUGAAACUGUUCCCCGUCUACCUGAAGGGAGAGGACCUGUUUGGAUUCACUGUCACUGCCGUCACCAGGAUCGUGGAAUCGCUCCCUGGAGUGGAGGCCUGUGAAACUUACACUUUCCGUUUUGGACGGAACCCUCUGAUGGAUCUCCCCUUGGCCAUCAACCCAACUGGCAGUGCCCGCUCGGAACCCAAGACCUGCACCCAUGUCAAGAGAUCUCACACUUUGUCCAGCACCGGCGGCUCCUCUAAGUCCAUGCAGACAGUUGGCAGCGUGGGUGUGGUGGAAGCACCAGAAGAGGUGACCCCCAAGCAGUUUGCAUCCAUCCCCUUCCAGUACCGACGCAUGAAGGCAGAGUGGAAGAGCAAUGUGUACCUGGCACGCUCCCGCAUUCAGGGGUUGGGUCUGUACGCCGCCAGGGACAUUGAGUCCCACACCAUGGUGAUUGAGUACAUCGGUACCCUCAUUCGCAACGAGGUCGCCAACCGGAUGGAGAAGAUGUAUGAAUCCCAGAACCGUGGAGUCUACAUGUUCCGCCUGGACAGUGAGCAUGUUGUCGACGCCACCAUAACAGGCGGACCAGCAAGAUAUAUCAACCACUCCUGUGCCCCCAACUGCAUCACUGAGGCCGUGAGCUUGGAGAGAGGUGUUAAGAUCGUCAUCAGCUCCUGCCGUAAUAUCCAGAGAGGAGAGGAGCUGUGUUACGACUACAAAUUUGACCUGGAGGACGACCAGCAUAAGAUCCCUUGCCACUGUGAUGCAGUUAACUGUCGGAAAUGGAUGAACUAGAACAGAGUUGCGGCAAAAGACGGGCAACGAAACUUUAAAAUUACACACACACACGUGCAUUCCUUAUAGGCUUGUUGGUUGAUAUGCUAUUACUUUUUUUAAAACAAUUUAAAUCGGGGGAAGAGACUGACCGCAGAACUGUUAGAGGAAUCAAAAGGCAGAAAGACUAUUUUUAUUAAGGCAGUGAGCUGAGUCUUUCACUGCAAAAAAGAGUAGAGAUGGAUUUUUGUUAAUAUUAAAAAGUGUGAGGGGAUUGGGGCUGGGGUAGAAUUCACCAGUUGACCAGGAGAGUUUUGUACUGGCCACCGCCUUACUUAGUUAGAGAGGCAGGUCCUCCGGAUUAAGAAAUAUAUACAUAUAUAGUUACAGAAAUGUAGACGCCACUGAACAAGGAAUGUACAGAGAGGACUUCCUUAGGGACAAAGCUAAGGGAUUAUUAACUUGCACUAAAAACAAAAAAAUUGUUAAAUACUUGAUUCUAUGAGUCAGUUUGUUUUUGAUUUAUGUAAAAUAAGAGAUUUUUUUCGUAUUUAUUAUCAAAUGAAGUUAUUUUUUUAAAUGAGGAGAAAGAGUCACCGGCAAACUGCAGCCCAGUCUAAUCAGAACGUGUUGCUAUAUACAAUGUGUAAAUAUCUGUAAAAGACGUAAAUAAUCAGCCAAACGCUACCUUAGCUUCAUGGCUGUUUGGAUGAUUCUUUAGUUUUUUUUUUCAACAAAAAAAAGUAUUUAAGAAGGAUAUCAUUGUACAAAAGUCCAGAGUAUUUUUGUUUUAUUUAGAAUGUAGUUGCAUUGACUCGAGCAAUCUAAGAAUUGCACAGAGCACCAAUCAGAGACUGUUACAUCCUAACCCUUAGUUAAUCAGAUUUGAACGUAGAAUUAGAGAACUGUGAAUUUAGGUUGGAAACCACCCACACCAUCGGUUAGCUUCUUUAACUGUAUCAUACGCACAGUAGUCUGAUUUACCUCAUGCAGUUAAUUAACAGACACAUGUUUAAAAAAUGUCUUUUAGUUGCAGGGGACUCCAUUAUGCUUUUGACAAAAUGUGUUGUUUACAUUUCUUUUGAAUAAGAAACGUGCUGGCUAGUUGAGA